AUGCUCCUGAUCGAACUCUUUGCAAACUGGACACGAGCUGCAGCAUUUGCUGCACUGGUGCUCGCUAUUGGUGUGUAUCGUUGGAUGCACUUUAAACAAUGCGACGAAAAAUUUCCUACCAUGGCCCCAACUGGCACCUUGAAAACAAUGGCAGCAUUGGCCUCAGGCGACAAUCCCUGGUUCAUCCUCAGGACUGCCCAGUCAAUAGGGGUGUCUGUCUUCCGUUUGCCUCUACAGUUUCUCUGGGGGCCGAUGUUUGUGGUGGUUGGUGAUGCCAAGCUGGCUCGAACUAUUCUUGCGGACAAGAGCACUGCCAAGCCUGAUUCAAUUGGCUCAUCCGACUACAUUACCAAUGGGGCUCGGUCCUUUGCCUCGGCAAAUGGGUCAUUCUGGCAUGUACGCCGCAAGGGGGUUUCUCCAGCCUUCUCCUCUAGCCAUGUUCAACGCAUGAAUGCAGUUGCUGUGGCCAAGUGUGAUAAAUGGAUUGAAGAAAGAUUGAAACCCCUCAUUGACGAGGGCAAGUCCUUUGAUGUGGGGAAUGAAAUGCUUGAUUUGCUUCUAGUUGCCAUUUGUGAAACCGCUUUUGAGUAUACAAUCUCUCCUAUGGAAGUCAAGAUGUUCAAGCAUGAAAUGGAAAUUGUAUUGCUUGAGUUUUUGUUCAAGGCACACUUCCAGCCUUGGCGAAAAGUCCUUGGAAGAUUGCUUCCAGCUCAUCGGCGUGCUAGGCUGGCGGCUAAACAGAUUCAAAACCUGAGCUUCAGGAUUAUCGAGGCCUACAAGAAGCUAGACAACCCUACCCAAGGGACCAUCAUCAACCUCGUCAUGUGCAACCAGGCAUACAAGAAUGACGCAGAGCGAGCUGCUGACAUCACCAUGAUGCUUUUUGUUGGCCAUGACACAACAGCAAACACAUUGGCCUUUACCCUGAAGGAACUUGCUCAAAACCCACGGCACCAGGAAGUGCUCAGGCGUUCUAUCCAUGAAGAUGACACACAGGCACCCCAUCAGCUUGAAAGUGUCCGCAACACUAUCCGUGAAUCCAUGCGCUUGCUCCCAGUGUCUGGGGCUGGAUCCUUGCGGGUUACCGGAAAGGACUUUGUAACCAAGGAAGGCAAGCUUAUCCCUGCUGGCAGCAUUACCAUAUUGUCCUAUUUCUCCAUGUUACACGACCCUUCUGUUUUUGGCAAGGAUUACAGCCAGUUCAAUCCUGCCCGUUGGGAGAAGGCUACACCGGAAAUGAAUCAAGCUUUCUUGCCCUUUGCAGCAGGACGCCAGAACUGUGUAGGCCAGUCCUUGGCAAAUGCUGAAUUAAAUUGCAUUCUCCCUCGCAUCAUUUCCCAAUUUGAGUUGACCGUUGAUGAGCCAGGUCAUUGUGACUGCUUCUUUUCCAUUAAGCCAGGUAAGUACUGCCACAACAUCAACACUGUAUCGGACUUGGCUUCAAGUGAGAGGUUCUAA
This is a messenger RNA of Seminavis robusta, 1458 nucleotides long. The record is from the annotation of a GenBank genome assembly. NCBI's taxonomy places the organism in Eukaryota, Bacillariophyta, Bacillariophyceae, Naviculales, Naviculaceae.